AUGGUUGCGGCUGCGAACCGGAAAUCCAGAGGGUCCAAGCCAACCGGACCGCCCCCGAUACGACACAAAGCACGGCAAAAGGCAAUACACAACGCUCGACGCAGCGAGCGCGGCGGAGCACGUGGCGGGCGUGGUGGAGGCCGCGGAGGAGGCGGAGGAGGCGGAGGAGGAGGCCGUGGUGGCGCAGGACGGGGUGGGCGAGGCGGAGGACGUGGCGGACGUUUUGCGCAGAAGAAUGGCAGGAACGAAUCGGGCCAAGACUUCAUACCUCUCUCCUCUGGUGGCAACAACUUCGAAGCCCUCUACAGGUCCUCACGCAACGACGACUUUGAUCUCGACAUGGACGGCGACAGUUCCGACUCAGACCAAUUCGGCGAUGAGUUGCUCGACGGCGACAUGUAUGAGGCCGAGGAUAUCGAGAUCAACGUGCAGGCGCCACUGCCCACGACCGGCCGGGGAAUACAACCACAAGCGGAUAUAAUGUUUACGGAGGCAGCCGCCGUCGCAGUAUACAGGCAGCUCUAUCUGCGCGAUUACCCACUCAGUACCUCAACCACGCGAGUGCGCUACGGUCUCUACCAGGAGGACACCUCUGCCGAUUCGGCCGCAUACAUCUCCCACGCACCAUUCACAGCAUCUCGCCGAUCGAGCGUCAUCAGCAUCAGCAGCGACACAAGCGAAGAGUCCACGGAUGGACCGACAACACCUGAGUACAAUCCGGGACGCGACUACGUCUUCACGUUCGGUAUGCACAAGGGCAAGCGGUUCACCGAUGUGAACGAAAACUACAUCAAAAUGAUCGGUGGUCAGUUAUACAAAUACAGGGACAGAAGACAUGGGUGCCUUUUGGAGGCAUUCGAGUACCACAGGCCGGGGCAGGCACGUCUUCAGCCAGACCACCCUCAAACCCAACAGACACAAGCUCAGCUAUCGCAGCCACGACAGCCUCCCACACGGAACGCACAAGGGUCUCGAUCGAACGCUCUUUCGGCAUCAGACACAUGGAGAUUCCACAAAGGGAUUCACCUGGGCAAGCGACUACACGACGUGCCUGAAAACUACCUACGAACACUAGAGGGCAAUCCCCUGGUCAGAGACGCCUGGCCUGGCUUCAAACAAGCACUCCAGGACUUCAAUGCCAAGACUGGUAGAAAAGGUCGGUCUCAGCCACAGCUUCAUACCAAGCGACAGAGGGGACCGAACGCCAUGACAGCGCAAGCGGAAGAGGGGGCCGACGACACUACUGCGACAGACGAUGUGCGAUAUAUGAGAACGCAGCCAAAGGCCCAGGCACCUACCGAAAGCUCCCGAGCCAAGUCCUUUCCCAGUCAGACGUCUGAAGUCAUUGACUUGACGCUGAGCGACGAGCUCGACGAUGUAUUCCCCGCAUAUUCGUCCAGGUCAAAAGCUCUCCAGGAUCACGCCGAAGAGCAGCGCCACUCAAAGUACGCUCUACAGAACAAGACGACCGGAAAACUUGGCGAGCGCUCUCUAGGUCAAUCCAGCGGCGGGCAGGGUACUGAAAUCAACGAAGGCGAAGAACGAUGGGCCAUUCCCUCACUAUCUGCAGAUGUCCUUGCCCAGCGGCGCCAACAAAAGAAACAGGAGAGGAAGAGGCAGAGGAAGGAGGCGGCCAUUGACGUCAUAAACGCCCAACGCUCCUAUGCGCCGGUCAUGUUCACCCUCUCAGAGGCAGUAGCCUUUCUCUGGCAACCCCAGCUAGCGAUCACCUACGAUCUUCCGACUGGCGACUAUGUACCUUGUCAGUAA
Messenger RNA from Alternaria ethzedia, 1770 nucleotides. RefSeq lists its product as uncharacterized. The record is from RefSeq and is a predicted model, not a curated record. Bases 1 to 1770 code for a protein of 589 amino acids. The transcript has 3 exons. Lineage: Eukaryota; Fungi; Ascomycota; Dothideomycetes; Pleosporales; Pleosporaceae.